AUGGAACUUUUGGACUUGUGUCCUCAGUGUAACUAUUUCCAAUUAGAGGGUAAAUUAUACCGUCAAGAUGAGGGUAUGGCUAUGGGGUCACCAUUGUCACCUAUCUUUGCCAACAUCUUUAUGGAGGAGUUGGAGCAAAAAGCUUUGGCUUCAGCUCGUCUCAAACCGAAGAUAUGGUGGAAAUAUGUCGAUGACACUUUCGUGGUUUUCCCUCAUGGAGAUGAUAAAUUGAAUGAGUUUUUAGAGCACCUUAAUAGCGUUUCAUCUUCCAUAAAACUAACCAUGGAGGUGGAAUCGCAAAACAAACUCCCCUUUUUGGAUGUGUGGGUGGAAAAGCAUUUGAACAGUCUUAGAACAUCUGUUUAUAGAAAGAAGACACACACAGGGCAGUAUUUAAACUUUCAAUCAAACCACCAAAUUUCUGUCAAGGAGGGGGUUGCUUACUCUCUGUUUGACAGGGCUAAGAGCAUUUGCUCCAAUCAGGAUGAGUUAAAGGAUGAAAUAAAGAAAGUAGAACAGGAUUUGGCUAGUAACGGAUACCCUCGAUCCAUUAUAAACGAAUGCAAGAAAGAUAGGGCUACGCGUGAACCUUUACAAAAUCGCAAGGAAAAGCUCGUCCACAUGUCAAUCCCUUUUAUUAGGUUUUGA
Macrosteles quadrilineatus (aster leafhopper) is the source of this 648-nucleotide messenger RNA. RefSeq lists its product as uncharacterized. The transcript is spliced from 2 exons. NCBI's taxonomy places the organism in Eukaryota, Metazoa, Arthropoda, Insecta, Hemiptera, Cicadellidae. The record is from RefSeq and is a predicted model, not a curated record. Bases 1 to 648 code for a protein of 215 amino acids.